Messenger RNA from Glycine soja, 684 nucleotides. RefSeq lists its product as uncharacterized. The record is from RefSeq and is a predicted model, not a curated record. The transcript is spliced from 2 exons. NCBI's taxonomy places the organism in Eukaryota, Viridiplantae, Streptophyta, Magnoliopsida, Fabales, Fabaceae. Bases 143 to 472 code for a protein of 109 amino acids.
ACAACACACAACAGAACACACUCACACUGUGUCAUAACCAUUUUUGUAUAACACGCAAAUUGGAAAUUGUUGCAACCCAUUCUCUAACAUUGAUAAUUACAACAAACUUGUUCCAUACCCAAACCUUCUUCUUCUUCGCUUGAUGAGGUUCUUCGUUUCUUGCUUCGGCGGCGCCGGCGACCCCACCGGCUCCACGAAGCCCCUCGUUCCGCCGCCUUCGCAGACUCUCCGCCGCAACAAGUCCCACUGGAGGCCCGCCCUGGGAUCCAUUUCCGAGGACACCGCGCCGCCACACAGAGAGAGGACCGCGGCGGCCUCCGCCGGAGAUGGCAAGAGGAAAGAGAACACCGCCGCUACCGCCACCACAAAGGCUCGCCGCCGCCAGUACAGCGACGAUUACGACUACGGGCCUAGGCGAGUCGCCAUGCCCUCGGUUAUGCCAGCAUUCUCUCCGACGCCAUUCAUGUUCUGAACAUUACAAUCGUAUUCAUUAAAUAACAUGUGUACAUAUUCAUAUAUGUUUCUUUUCUAUCAGUAUAUUGAUAUAUACAUAUAUAUAUAUAUAUAUAUAUAUAUAUAUAUGGUUUAGGACAAAAUAACAAAUUUGUAAAGGUUUAUCAUGGGUGGCUGCUGUGAAUGGAUUACAGGCCUCAUAAUUGAAUGCCUUAUGGCCUUAUGGACUAA